Dichomitus squalens LYAD-421 SS1 is the source of this 3272-nucleotide messenger RNA. RefSeq lists its product as uncharacterized. The record is from RefSeq and is a predicted model, not a curated record. Bases 244 to 3009 code for a protein of 921 amino acids. Lineage: Eukaryota; Fungi; Basidiomycota; Agaricomycetes; Polyporales; Polyporaceae. The transcript is spliced from 4 exons.
CUUGUCUCCUGCACCAUGCACUCUACUUCAUCAUAGAUCUUGUCUGUUGUAUCUUCUAUACGCUGCGCUUGCGGUUCUCUGUAUACAUACCGACCAACCAAUUGUUCUGGCUUGGUGUCGUCAUCGCGUCUGCCAAGGCUAAGACUACCCCGCGUCACCCAGCACGUCUGUAAUACCUGCUCUGCUAAUAUCCGCGCGCCUUCCAUCAUCCGUUGGAACAACCAAACUCUACGCUUACGAUACAUGAACACCUCAGAUCAAUUGAGGGCCCGCCUCUCGAACAGUUCGGACGAUUCACCCCUGCAGGAAGAUGCUACAGAUAGCGAGCGCGACCUCGCUCCCCUCAAUGAAGAUGUAGAAGAGGCGAUUGAGACACUCGAUCCCCGGAACUCUCAGCUCUCGCUUCACUCCGGCGCAGGCAACAGCCUGAAUGAUCGGCGGCACUCUAAACGGAGAGCCGACUACGAUCGCCUCAGCCUCAGCCAUCGCGUCAAGUACCUCGUGGAUGACACGAAAGAAGCCAAGAAGCUGCGCCAGGUCCUGCAUGCUGCGCUCGACCGUCUCGACUCGGAGACGCAGCGGGCGAAAGAGGCCGAACGACGCGCCCUCGAGCUCGCCGAGCGGUUCAAGAUCGUGAAUGAGGCCCGCUUUGCGACCCAGCAGGAGCUUGACCGCGCACAUUCUGAGCUGCGGAUGUACAAGGUCCAGCUGGACAAUGCGCAGAGGGAAAUCCUGCGGGGCUCGGACUUGCUGAAGGAUAUCGAGCAGCAGCGAGAUAGUGCGGAGGCGGCCGCAGCUAGGGCGCGAUCCAUGGCCCGGAGGCUGAAGGAGGAGCAGCUGAUGAUGAAGGCGAAGGAGGAGGGUCGCAGAGAAGGAUACCAGGAGGGCCUUCGACGGGGUUAUCAGCAAGCACGCGGUAUGAGCCUCGUCGAAGGCCCUCUCGACAUACCACCGGCAGGCUUGGGGCCGUUGGGUAACAUCAUUGCGGGAACCUCUGGCGAGGGUCAGUCUGCGGCCCACCCCGGGCGCACAGAUACCUUGGACGGUUUCUCCAUGAUGAACCUUUUUACCCCUGCACCGGAGAACGUGCCGCUUGCCUCCGCUUACGAUCAGGAUGGAGCAGGAGCCCAAGGCUCGCGUUUUCGGGAGAUCAUGAUGACCCCAUCAACGCUUCGUUCAGCUCCCUUGCCGAGUGGAUCGCAAGCGGGUGGCUCGUCUGGCUGGCCUGCAUCGCAGGACGAAGAGAUGCGAUACAUUCGUCCUACAUCCAUACAGGAUGCGCCGCCCUCCUCCGAUGGCUAUUUCCCUCCGAUGGGUCCCGACAGCAUGAUAUCGUUACCUUCUCCUCACCAGAUGCACCCGCCUCCGUCUAUGGCAACUGCUCCCCUAAGUACGCAAUCCGAUGAUCCUCGAUCUGCCGCAGCUCUAAGAGUCGACACUCGUGACUAUGCGUAUGGUCAGCGGGGGCCACGGGGUUCGCCGCGUUCCGUUGCCGAGUCACUUCCAUCGACAACUAUAUCCCAAUUUGAACUCGUCAGCUCGCCGAAGACUGCUACACGCGGCCUCCGCGAGCGUAGCUCAGGGCUGAGCGCCAUCCCAGAAGUUUCAAGUUCUAUGGAGUUUAGCCCCGGUACGGAGGGGCGCGUGCUGAGCUCUAUUAUGCCGGAACCCCUCAAUUUCCCAGUAGCGGAGGACGCCCCAGGGACCGAUAUACCAGAUAUGCAUCGCACUCGUAGCCGGGAGCUAAACCAGCGGAUUGGUAGUGACCCGCGGUACUCAGACCCAGAGCAGAUGGACCAGUGGCGACGAUCGACGGCGAGCCAGAGCCAUCCAUCGUCAUCCCGGGAGAGGUUGUAUACACCCGAUAGACCGGCGCAUAUCAGCACUCCAUCGCCUCUCGGCGACCCGCGAAAUGUGCCCACUGUGCCGGUUACCCCUUCACCUCGCUCGCAUCGUCGCUCGCAUUCCGCCCAAUCUCCGCCGUCGGAGGGUCACUCGUCGUAUCUAGGCGCAGAGUCCCACCGUCGAACUGAGUCCUCUACGCCCAUUAGCAUUCAGAUUGAGCCGCCGUCCGGCCCUGGCUCGAACGUACUGUCGCCUACUUCCCAUUACCCUGGUAUGCUAUCACCGGACACCUCCCGCCAGGAGCUACCUCAGGCGCCUAGUACCCCCACGCCUGUUCGACCACACUCGGCGGCUGCUGGCUAUGGCGGCAAUUCUCUCUAUUCUUAUGGAGCGCCACCACUUCGUUCCCAAUCCCCGUACCGCUACAUCCCUCCCCCUUCCCACACCCCAGUCGCUGGCUCGUCGACUAGGGCCACUCCGGACCCUGGGCGCAGCUACCCAGUUCGCUCUGGGACGGCACAGAGCCCUUCUUUCAGCAGUCUCGGCACGCCGGAAUCACGCUCAGGUUCUAUCAAUUUCGGUGCAAUGGGUGGCUACCCGAAUCGCUCUAGAUCGCCAUCAGGGCGUCCACAGUCAGCACACCCAAGCGAGCGACCUCCGUCUGCGCGCCCCAUCACUCCGAGUCAAGCCGUCCCCAUGGCAGGGUAUCCUGAUGUUAACCCUCCUGUACCGAGGGUAUUGCGGUCACCGUCCCGACCGUCGUCCCGCCAGUCAUUCUCCCAAGAGGGUGGUGCUUCGGCAGCUCGCCCGGCUUCUCGCGCGUCCGCUGGUGAUCAUCAACGGAGUCUGAGCCUCCAUGCGGGUUCGACCCCAGCCAUGUUCGGGCGGCCGCUCUCAGGCUCGCCUCAAAUCCACAGGAUAUCGUCGGUUGGCUCAAUCAACAGCGAGACUUCACGCAAGUCGGGAGGAUUUCAGCACUACGAUCCUACUGGCUAUGUUGACCCGGCAUUCCUUGCUAGCACGGAGGAUCUGAGGAGCAUGGCUAGUCCAAACACCGCGGCAAACACCAUGGCGAACACGCGCGGGAGCACGGUGUACGCUGCUGGUCCGUCUAAACUCCGCAGCUCGUCGCCGUCGAUGUCGUACGCUAGUUUCCGGAGCUAAUGGCGGGCCCGCCUUUGUGGUCCGCAGAUCUUGGACUUGGUGAUCGUGAUCGAUGAGUCCAUGGUAUAUAUGUGAUGCUAACGAUAUAUAGUUGGGUACUGCUGAGCGCUGACCUUGGUCCGGAAUGCUUGUUGUAUGCAUAUUUACUCCGCGGACUUUUUCACGAUAGGUUAGUGUAUCUUACGAUCCGAUACGUCGAUGAUGCUCCAGGGGUGUUCCGCCAUAUCUUUGCUCAUACCGUACGCAUGCUUGUUUGUAAUGAC